CUAGGGGGGGAAAGCGUCGUGGCGGGUGGCCGGGCGGACGGUUUCCGGGUCACGUCCACAGGUUGCCAGCUUGUUGCCUCAGUUUCCUCCGCCUGGCUAACAUGAAAGCAGCGGCGUGACAAACUUUGGUGUGGAGUCAAGUCUCGCUGCAGAGGAGUCCGGCUGCCUCCGAGACCAACAGGGAGCCCGGAGGGAGGAGGAGGCGGAACGGCCAGGACACUCAUUUCACCUCCGUGGUGAUGCAGCCAUGCUAACAUUAGCCGGAUAGGCAGCCAGCUGCGGCGGAGCAUUUCAGCAUCUGACCCGUGCUUGGCAAGAGGCCUGCCGUCAGACAUGUCCUCCCCAUCCCCUGUCCAAAUCAGGGAGGCCAACGCCCACCUAGCGGCGCUGCACCUGCGGGUGCUGGAGCUGGAGGAGAGACUGCAGGCUGCAGAGAACACCGUGAGAGAGCAAGCCGAGAGUCUGAUCCGCAAGGAUGACCAGAUGAGAGCUGCCACCCAGGAGAUAAACGAGACCAAGGAAAGAGAAAUAUCUUUUCUCAAUGAGAAACUAUGCCGAUGUGAAGAGACCAUUAAACAUUACCAGCAGUCCUUGAAGGAGAGAGACUCUUUGGUAGCUCAACUGCAGCACCGCUGCCACCUGCUGGACAGCAUAUGCAAGAGCAGAGCCACUCUGGAUAGCAUGCUGGCUCUGAUGGCCGAGGCUGAGAGGCUGGGUCCUCUCGGUGGAUUGGAGGGGGCGGGACUGGGAGCUGGACUGAACGCAGGAGGUGGGAUGGGGGAACCCAGCAUGACUAAUUCUUCCCUACCGGGCGUAGAAUCUAGCUGCAGUCCCAGCAGAGCAGCACCGACCUCUGACUACUGCAGCCCUAACAGAGUGAUCUGCAACCAUAAAGACUUCUCUCUGAGUGAGGAUGACGUGGACAGUCAGGACAUGGACGACAUGGGCUUCGGAACGACUGUGUAGACUGGCAGCACACAGUAGAUGGCGCUCACUCUGGUCCUAGAUGGUACAGCAUGAUGAGCAGAGUUUGGUGAAUGGUUUGGAAGGGGAAGAUGGAGAGAAACUGCCCUUGAGUGUCAAGACUCCCAGCACCAGAGGAACUCCUUGUGUCAGGAAGCUUUAACCAUCCACCAUGAAAUCAGUGCUGAAAAAACACAAUAGGCUUUAUUAAGAGUUCCUUAAAGGACGAUACAUGGUCAGAGUCUGGUGGAGAGAAAGUCGAUCCUGGCCUCUGUGGACAUACAGAUUGACAAAUGGGGCAAAAUCAAUGCAAUGCAAUGAUCAGAUGGUCUUAUGUUCAUUACCCUGAGACAUGGUCCAUUCAUGCCGUCCACCUCUGAUCCCCCCUGGACCAUAUCUACACAGUGAAAUAUGAUUUUCUUUGCACGUUUUAUUCAUUCAUUGUUCAAUAUUGUCUUUUUGGAAAUUCUUUUUGAAAAGGCCUAAUGUAUGCCAGAGUUUCCCUACAAUGGAAUAUGUGUGGCCGGUCAGUCCAGUGAUGGUCUCAGUGCUGCCACCAUGACAAGAAGUACAAUUCUGAGGGAUAACGCUAAAUAUUUUAUACAACGCUUGGGCAUUAUCAUAUUUAAAGAUUUGAAGAGCAGCACAAUGUAGUGUCAGUUGUUAGUUUAAGCAGAGGCAUCGGCCUUCAGAAACUCAUAUUUGCUGUACUCUUAACCAGCAGGGUGGCCCAGCGUCACUUUGUCUGAAAAUAUGUGCUGAAUGUUCUGGUGUUUGGAGUUAGCAGGUUACUAAAAGGGCUUCAUGUUAGCAUGGUGGUUCCACUGUUAGUUACUGUUAGUCCUCUUGUUUUUGUUUUAUAUCUUGUUGAUCGGUUAGAGCAAGUACUUUUGCAACUGGGGUAUUCUUAAUUUAUCCAACGAGAUAAAUCAAAUACUUUGUUUUUAUCCACUAUGUUUCAUGUUACAUAUGUUGCCUUAGAGAUUGUGUUUACAUGGCUUUGUCUGUUUUUUGUAACUUUGUUUAGCCUUUUACUUGCUAUUAAUGAUAACUAACCAAGAUUGUUUUAUAUUACAAAGCAACCAUCUUAUCAGCCUAAACCACAGAGCGGAGCUAGAGUCGGGACAGUGUGGAUUCCCCCUGAUUACUCAGAUUAAACUGUGGUGUUGAUAUGGACACCAGUGCAAAACCUUUUCCACAAAGGAAGUGACAGGUCAAACUUCCAGAGGUGUGUCUUAAACAGCAGAGAGUGAGAAAUUCAGUUUAAAUCCCAAGUCUCAUGCUGUGGCAGCUUACUGAUGUCAUCUUACAGGAUUUCUGGGUACUGACUUAUGUUUUUUUUUUUUUUUUGUGCAUUUAUUCUGUCUUGUAUUUGAGGAUGCUAGCAUAAAAAAAACUUGCCUGUACCAUGAAAUUUCAACAGGGAUUCCAUGUUUGCUUUCAGUGUGUUAGAAAAUAUAUUUUUGUUGCUUACAGUA
This is a messenger RNA of Myripristis murdjan (pinecone soldierfish), 2441 nucleotides long. It is a transcript of the gene vmac, whose product is annotated as vimentin type intermediate filament associated coiled-coil protein. The transcript has 3 exons. Bases 334 to 966 code for a protein of 210 amino acids. The record is from RefSeq and is a predicted model, not a curated record. Lineage: Eukaryota; Metazoa; Chordata; Actinopteri; Holocentriformes; Holocentridae.